GGGUAGUUGGGUGCCAGAACUUAAGAACUUCCUCGUAACCAUUAUCGAGCAUCAGUGCGGCCGCCAAGGUGGAGAAUAGCCGUCUUCUGCGGUUCGCUCUAGUUAUUAGCUCCUUCCGCAAUGCUGUCAAUCUCAAAGCGUUGAGGGUGGGCCCUUCAAAUGGUGUGCAAAGAAAGGCGCCUCUUGUCCCGGAGCAACAUGCAGCUCGAGUCCUCCAGAGUGCCUGCUUUCUGAUGUCAAUUCUCUGAUGGCCUUCCGGGUGGCAGCUUCUGUUGGCACCAGAGCUUGUGGUUGCAAAAUCCGAGUGACGACCUGCGCCCUGGAUGUAGGCCAGAGAGUUUUAUCCCCAGCAGGGUUGCCGCCUUCAAGGCAUCUCAAUCGCUCCAGCAAGAUCUACAGGACUGGGCAGCCAGGGCAGCAUUCUCCAAAAGUCGAGCCAUCCCUACAGGCGAGACUUGAGGAAGGCGGGAAAAGUCUUCUCUUUAGUGGCAGUCAUCACAAGACAGCAGAACUGGGGUGCAAAGUUGGGAGCAGAACCUGGCACUCGCGCAGUGGAGCUGACCAAAUGGUGGUGAACACCGCUGAGCAGGAAUCUACCAAGAGGAAGCUGCCUGUCCUCCUGUUCGACGUGAUGGAUACCUUGAUACGGGACCCUUUCUAUGAGGAUAUGCCCAAGUUCUUCAAGUUGACUUUGAAAGAGUUGUUUGCGGUCAAGCAUCCGACCGCAUGGAUUGAGUUUGAGACGGGGUUGAUCUCAGAGGGAGAGCUCCUCAGCAAGUUCUUUAAGGACGGCAGGGACUUCGAUUUGACGGGCUUGAAGGACUGCGCCUAUGAAGGCUACCGGUGGAUCGAAGGGUGCGAAGAUCUGUUGCGAAGGGUUCAGGAAGCUGGGUACGAAGCUCAUGCGUUCACAAACUAUCCACACUGGUACAAAAUGAUCGAAGAGAAGCUGUCACUCUCGAGAUACCUGGACUGGACGUUCGUCUCUUGCCACACAGGGCGAAGGAAACCUGACUUGGAGGCCUUCAUGGAAGCAGCCACGACACUUGGAUUGGAACCACAGGAUUGUGUCUUCAUCGACGAUCGGUUGAAGAACGUAGAAGCCGCACAGGCAGUAGGUAUGGCAGGUAUCCUCUUUGAAAGUGCUUCGUCGUUAGAAGUAGAGCUAGAGAAACUGGGGAUAAGUCUAGAGUCGCAACCGCUUCAACCUUCGUUACCCUUAUGAUACUACCGAGUCAGUCAAUUCUUAGAAACUUAUAAUGCUUGUGGGCCCUGCAGUAGUAGCUGCAGCGCUCAGCACCUUCUUCGAAGGGGCCUUAUCGGAAAUGCAACGCAAGUAAGCUACUGCCAUGCAACCGUCGUGGCGGCAUGAAUAUAUAGCAUCUUUAAAUGGAUCGACCUGGU
Klebsormidium nitens is the source of this 1404-nucleotide messenger RNA. The record is from the annotation of a GenBank genome assembly. NCBI's taxonomy places the organism in Eukaryota, Viridiplantae, Streptophyta, Klebsormidiophyceae, Klebsormidiales, Klebsormidiaceae.